Molecule: messenger RNA, 1533 nt
Organism: Brassica oleracea var. oleracea
Lineage: Eukaryota; Viridiplantae; Streptophyta; Magnoliopsida; Brassicales; Brassicaceae
Product: 4-hydroxy-tetrahydrodipicolinate synthase 2, chloroplastic
Exons: 3
Coding region: 279-1379 (366 amino acids)
Molecular function (GO): 4-hydroxy-tetrahydrodipicolinate synthase activity
Source: RefSeq, a predicted model, not a curated record
UUGUAUUUUUAAUACAUCAUCUGUCUCCUCCUUCGUCUUCUUCCUCCGUCCAUCUCUCGCCGCUUCCUCCUUAUCGGAAUCUUUCGCUCAUUAUGCUCAGAAGCCUCCUCCAUUACCAUAUCCCUAUCGCUUCACUUCUCCUUCCAACGAUUCUCUCUCCGAUUAUUAUUGCCAUCGUUUUCGUUAACUGAUUGCCACCAAGCUUGUGUGAUUUGUUUGAAUUUGGAUCGUUGUUCUGAAAAUUGGGUUCAGUUUCUUUUGUUACUGUGUAUUCAAAGAUGGCAGCUUUGAAAGGUUAUGGCUUGUGUUCUAUGGACUCUGUUCUACACUUCCCCUGCCCAAGGCCACCAUUUGAGGCCUACAAGAGAAGAAGCUCAAGAUGGGUCUCUCCAAAAGCAGCUGUUGUACCAAACUUCCACCUCCCUAUGCGCAGCUUGGAGGUUAAAAACAGGACAAACACUGACGACAUAAAAGCGUUAAGGGUAAUCACAGCCAUCAAAACCCCCUACCUCCCCGACGGAAGAUUCGACCUCGAAGCCUACGACGACUUAGUCAACAUCCAGAUUCAAAACGGCGUCGAAGGCGUCAUCGUCGGCGGCACGACCGGCGAAGGCCAGCUGAUGAGCUGGGACGAGCACAUCAUGCUCAUAGGACACACGGUCAACUGUUUCGGAGGAAGCAUCAAAGUUAUCGGAAACACGGGAAGCAACUCAACAAGAGAAGCCAUCCACGCGACGGAGCAAGGGUUCGCCGUCGGGAUGCACGCUGCUCUCCACAUCAACCCUUACUACGGGAAGACUUCUAUGGACGGGAUAAUAGCGCAUUUUCAGUCCGUUAUGCACAUGGGACCGACGAUUAUAUACAAUGUCCCUGGUCGAACGGGGCAGGACAUACCGCCUAGCGCGAUCUUGAAGCUUUCUAGGAGUUCUAAUUUAGCUGGUGUGAAGGAGUGCGUUGGGAACAAGAGGGUUGAGGAGUAUACUGAGAGAGGGAUCGUUGUGUGGAGUGGGAAUGACGAUGAGUGUCAUGAUUCGAGGUGGGACUAUGGAGCGAGGGGAGUUAUAUCGGUUACUAGUAACUUGGUUCCUGGUUUGAUGAGGAAACUGAUGUUUGAAGGUAGGAACUCGGAUUUGAACUCGAAGCUUUUGCCUUUGAUGGGUUGGUUGUUCCAGGAACCGAACCCCAUUGGGCUAAACACUGCUUUGGCCCAGCUUGGAGUUGCCAGGCCGGUGUUUAGGUUGCCGUAUGUUCCGUUGCCUUUGGCUAAGAGGGUUGAGUUUGUGAAGAUGGUCGAGGAGAUUGGACGUGAGCAUUUUGUGGGCGAGAGAGAUGUUCAGGUGCUUGAUGAUGAUGAUUUUAUCCUUAUCGGUCGAUAUUAAGCAUAAUAUACUUUUUUUUUGAGUUUUGGGUUUACUUUGUUUGGUGUUUAAAGAAAGAAGAGAUGGUUUGGUUUAUGUGGUUGGGGGAUGGAACUCAUUCAUCAUAUUGCUUGUUAAGUACUUAUGAUUUGCUUUUACUCGUUUUUAAACUGUU